This is a messenger RNA of Acanthosepion pharaonis, 861 nucleotides long. The record is from the annotation of a GenBank genome assembly. Lineage: Eukaryota; Metazoa; Mollusca; Cephalopoda; Sepiida; Sepiidae.
AUGCAACACUAUCUCAGUCUGUUCAUAUCUAUCUAUCUAUCUAUCUAUCUAUCUAAUUUUAUCUUUUCAUCAACACUUAAGAUGAAAGAAUUCUAUAUCUAUCAAACUACGGUUAUCUAUCUAUCUCAGUCUCAUCAUAUCUAUCUAUCUAUCUAUCUAUCUAUCUAUCUAUCUAUCUAUCUAUCUAUCUCUGUUCGCAUCUAUCUAUCUAUCUAUCUAUCUAUCUAUCUCUGUUCGCAUCUAUCUAUCUAUCUAUCUAUCUAUCUAUCUAUCUAUCUUAGUCUAUUCAUAUCUAUCUAUCUAUCUAUCUAUCUAUCUAUCUAUCUAUCUAUCUAUCUAUCUCAGUCUCAUCAUAUCUAUCUAUCUAUCUAUCUAUCUAUCUAUCUAUCUAUCUAUCUAUCUAUCUAUCUGUACACUCGACUUCCCGCUACGAAAUCAAAUCGGGGUACACUCAACGCUACGAAAUCAAAUCGAGGUACACUCGACUUCCCGCUACGAAAUCAAAUCGGGUACACGCUAACAAAUCGAGGUACACUCGACUUCCCGCUACGAAAUCAAAUCGGGGUACACUCAACGCUACGAAAUCAAAUCGAGGUACACUCGACUUACCGCUACGAAAUCAGGUCGGGAUACAGUCGACUUCCCGCUACGAAAUCAAAUCAGGGUACACUCAACUUCCACCUACAAAAUCAGAUCGUGGUGCACUCAACUUCCUGCUCCGAAAUCAGGUGGGGGUACAGUCGACUUCAACUACGAAGUCAAAUCGUGGUAUACUCAACUUCCCGCUACGAAAUCAGAUCAGGGUACUCUCGACUUUCCGCCACGAAAGCAGGUCGGGGUAUACAUGCAUUCUCUGUAUGA